AUGAUAGCCAUGGGCCGUUCGAUUUUGUUCCUCAGCCUAAUCGCCGUCAUCGCCGUCCUCCCCCGCGCCCACCUCUCAUAUGCACACAAAUGGAACGAGGGACAACCACAAAAGGAUAGCAAGCUACUGACACGCAAAGAAUGGCGGACAUUAACGCAUAGCGAGAAAGCCGAGUGGGUAGGAGCUAUCAAGACGCUGCUUGAGGGGAGGAGGAGCCUGUACGAUGACUUCUCUUACUCGCACGCAUCAGUAGAGCACAGCACGCAUAGAAAUGCAUACUUUUUGCCGUGGUACCGCUGGUUUACGUACCUAUUCGACCCCUCCUUCCGCCACACUUACGGACCUGUUCGGCUCGCCAGUGUUCGAGUACUCACCGGAGAUCCCCAUAAGCUGCCUCAAAACCGCACCCUCGGCCCGGACUUUAUACGCAACUCGACCGAGCAAACCACGGGCGACUUCUUCAGGUUCCAGCACGCAAUAACACUACUGCACAACCACCUACCCAAUUUCGUUAGGGGCGACUUAGCGGGAGACCACCCGAAGGUCCUGUCGGAGGAGGAUUAUCAGAGCAUGGCAACCAGCUUCACGCCUAAUGACCCACUCUUUUGGCUGCAUCAUACGCAACUUGACCGGUUUUGGAUGGCAGCGCCAUCACCCAUCCAACUUCGCCACCUUUUCCGAUCAUCAGAUGUCCUUCGACGUUCAGAGUCUGCCCAUGGCGCCGAGGAGGGUGUUUGA
This is a messenger RNA of Penicillium daleae, 738 nucleotides long. RefSeq names its product Di-copper centre-containing protein. Gene Ontology annotation, molecular function: oxidoreductase activity. Lineage: Eukaryota; Fungi; Ascomycota; Eurotiomycetes; Eurotiales; Aspergillaceae. The transcript is spliced from 7 exons. Bases 1 to 738 code for a protein of 245 amino acids. The record is from RefSeq and is a predicted model, not a curated record.